AGCUUCAAAUACAUGUAGAGAGCUGCUAGUCGGCUAACGGAAUCGACCGAAACCAAAAGAAGAGAGGAGCCUUAUCGUCCGGGUUGCUUCACCUGGCACACGCACUUAUUCACCCUCGACCGGGGACACGGAUAAUCCGACAGAAGACGUCGAAACUACGGGGAAAGUGAGGUUUAUCGAAGGGCAGUGCGAGGUCUUGUCGUUGGGCGAGAAUAAGCUGGAUAAAAUCGCCAGCUAGCUUUGUUACCAACUCCGCGCAUACGUAGUUUUAGCUCGCUAGCAAGCUAACUACGCUAGCUCGAGAAGAAAGGCCGUCGAGUUGACCCCGCGUCAAAUCACCUAACAGAGAGCGAAUCAUCCUGGCAUAUCACGGUUGCCUCUCACUGCUUGGAUCGGAACACAUUGAAAUAAAAGAGAAGAACAUCGAGAGAGGAUGGCUCUGAAAAGGAUCAACAAGGAGCUCAGCGACCUGGCUCGUGACCCUCCAGCACAGUGCUCAGCUGGCCCAGUGGGUGAUGACAUGUUUCACUGGCAAGCCACAAUCAUGGGACCUAGCGACAGUCCAUAUCAGGGAGGAGUUUUCUUCUUGACAAUUCAUUUUCCAACAGACUACCCCUUCAAACCACCCAAGGUUGCAUUUACAACAAGAAUUUACCACCCAAAUAUUAACAGUAAUGGCAGUAUCUGUCUGGAUAUUCUCAGAUCACAGUGGUCUCCUGCACUUACUAUUUCUAAAGUACUUCUCUCCAUUUGCUCACUCCUAUGUGACCCAAACCCCGACGACCCACUAGUGCCAGAGAUCGCACGAAUCUACAAAACAGAUAGUGUGAAAUACACCAGAACAGCAAAAGAAUGGACAAGCAAAUACGCAAUGUGAUGGCAUCGCUUGGAAAGCUGGUGGAAAAUGUCAUCGCUGGUUCAAACUGAAAAAAAAACCCCGGAAUUAUGUUUUCUUUACACUUUUUUUUUCUUUUUCUUUUAUUUUCUGUUAAUCAGAACAUUUUACCCCCCCUCCUCCUCCUCCCUGCAUUUCACCUGUGCGCUCAUAAGAAGAUAGUGUUUUUUCUCUAGGACACGUGCCAGUUUCUGUGAAGUUUCUGCUCCCAUUUUGUGCGGAGUUUAAAAAAAUAAAAUAAAAUGGAAAAAAAAAAAGAGGAAAAAAAAAAAGUUCUGAACACUCAGUCUGAGCAUGCACCAGUAAGAGUUCUUACAACCCGAAAUUGGUGAUGUUAUUCAUUCACUCUGCACACACUUAGUAGAAUCUGAUGCAACUGGUCUCCUGACAACAAACAUUAUAUCAACCCCACGAUGAUCCAGCUGUUUAACUGGUCGGCUCCUGUGGGGUUGAUAUUUUGCUGGAUCACUGGAUUUCUCAGAGCACUUAGAGAGGCCUGUCUUAUGCCAUGCCUGUAAAAUUCAGAAUUUUAAAGCUCAAAUUGGCUAAAUAAAUCUUGGCUCUUGUAUCUGCCUCCUGGACUGGUGUGAUGUCGGUAUGUUCUUCUGAUCAUUAGUAUAGGAAUCUAUUACCUAAGGAAAGAAGUGUAUCUUAUUCCACUAUCAAAGUGUGUGUACAGAGAAGCACAGCAGUAUAUAUCAAUGUUAAGGAAACAAAAUAUAAGAACUUCAAUGUUGUAUUUUAUGCAUGUUAAUAAAGGUAGGCUAUUAUAUCUGAUAUGUUUCUGCAAAUUAAGUGGAGUGUAAGGCUGGAAGUUGGAAAAAAUUUGGUUCCCCUCAAAGGCUUUCUAUUUCUUUUUGUUAUUUAGAAGCCAGUAGAUAUUAGUUUUAUGCCCACAUGAACACUGUCUUCUUGUAGCCCUAAAAUAUUGAUGCAAAGCUGAUGGUUGAUAAUCAACUUCUGGCUCUGUUUUGUUUUUACUUUUCCCUUCAAUAAAGUUACUUAAACCAUAAAAA
Acanthopagrus latus (yellowfin seabream) is the source of this 1911-nucleotide messenger RNA. RefSeq names its product ubiquitin-conjugating enzyme E2 D3-like. Lineage: Eukaryota; Metazoa; Chordata; Actinopteri; Spariformes; Sparidae. Gene Ontology annotation, biological process: protein polyubiquitination; ubiquitin-dependent protein catabolic process. The transcript has 7 exons. The coding region runs from base 434 to 877 and encodes 147 amino acids. Gene Ontology annotation, cellular component: nucleus. Gene Ontology annotation, molecular function: ubiquitin conjugating enzyme activity. The record is from RefSeq and is a predicted model, not a curated record.